Messenger RNA from Cryptotermes secundus, 2258 nucleotides. RefSeq names its product zinc finger protein 271-like. NCBI's taxonomy places the organism in Eukaryota, Metazoa, Arthropoda, Insecta, Blattodea, Kalotermitidae. The record is from RefSeq and is a predicted model, not a curated record. The transcript has 5 exons. Bases 282 to 1439 code for a protein of 385 amino acids. Gene Ontology annotation, biological process: regulation of immune system process; regulation of cytokine production; negative regulation of transcription by RNA polymerase II.
GUUAGGGCGAGAGGGUGGACUGAAUUAAACUGGCCAAAGGUAGAUACCAGUGGCAGGCUCUUGUGAAUACGGUAAUGAACAUUUAGAAUCAAUAACACGCUGACAAUUUUGCCUGUGAACAAUUGCUAGCUUCAACUGAAGGGCUCACUUCCAAAGGGCAUGAUCUAAGUGGCACAGAAGGGGGUGAUGUGCCUAGUGACAACUAUUGAGCGCUAUUGAGGUCUGCAGAAGGCCGUGGAUUUAAUUAAAUUGGACCCACGCUCCCAUGACGAAAUGCACUAAUGUCCUUACCUUACAAAUAUCAACUGAUAGAGCAUUCUGUAUCAUCAGUUCCCUGUAUAAUGGAGAAUAUACCGAAGCUCAACACGGAAUUUAUAAAAGUUGAACCCAUUUCAGAAGAAAGAACUUCACCAAGUUCCUCCUUGACCGAAGUUAAUUUUAUUGAUAUGAAGGAUCCCCUGUUAUUGAUGUCGCCGUUCUUGAAGGUCGAAAAUAAUGUUGAGGCAUUGAAUGGCACAGCAAUCAAGGAGGAAGUGAAGGAUGAGAUAACAACAGACGAACAUGAAAUGUAUGUUGACAGUGGAAGGCAAGUGACCAGUCCACAAGAUGAAACUGUUUUAGGUGUCUGUUCAGAUUACAUGCAUUUCAACAGUCAGCAUGCUACUGAAUCAGACAGUGGAAAUUUAAACAUCUCAGAUAAAGUUGACAUUUUAACACAGAAUCUGUCAACUUGUACCCGCAUUAAGAAGCAUAAAUGUGAAGUAUGCAACAGGCAGUUUUCAAAAAGUGGCCACCUAAAGCGACAUUUUCGAACUCAUACAGGUGAAAAGCCUUUUCAGUGUGAAUCUUGCAAGAAGCGUUUCAUACAAGCCUGCACAUUGAAGAAACAUUUGCGUGUCCAUACAGGAGAGAAACCCUACAAAUGCGAUGUGUGUGACAAGUUGUUCAAGCACACAAUUUCGUUAAAAAAUCAUUAUGUUUUGCACACAGAUGGGAAGGCUCUCAGUUGUGAUAUAUGUUCAUUGAAGUUCUCCAAGAAAGAUCUUCUAAUGAAGCAUAAAAAACUGCAUGUGGGUGCAAAGCCUUACAGCUGCUCAGUAUGCAACAAAAUGUAUUCAAAAAAGUACAAACUGACGUACCAUUAUCGCGUUCACACAGGGGAAAAGCCAUAUAUUUGUGACGUAUGUGAUACAAAAUUUACAAGAAGAGAUUCUUUGAAUAAGCACUACCGUUCGCACACAACCAGGGAAUUUUAUAAUUGUGAAACAUGUAAUAAGCCAUUCUCAACAAAAUAUUAUUUAAAAGAACAUUAUCGAACGCACACUGGUGAGAAACCUUUUGCUUGCAAUAUAUGCAAUGCAACAUUCUCAAGGAGGUUUACUCUCACAAACCAUCAUCGUACGCACACUGGGCAGAGAGCAAAUGUUUUAAGUAUGUGAUAUAGCGAUUUUGAUUUAGAUGGAUCUUGCGGCUACUUAACUUGUUGGUGGUUUAUUUUACGAUGAUGUCAUAUGUUACUUAUAGAACACUGAUUUUGUAUAAUGAUGUGCGAAUAGGAGAGGAUUUAGAAGGAAGUAAUUGUGGUUUAAUUGAGGUAUCAGGAAUUUUGGUGGAGGGCAUGAGAAAAUUCACGAAAAACCUGUAAUUAUGGUUGGUGUUCGAGUGAAGCCUCAAACAAAGCACCCCACAAAAAAAAUGUGGAAUGUUACCAACCUGCUUGGUAAAACCUAAUUAUGUUAAAGAUGCAAGUAUAUCCAUGUAUUAAACAUAACCAUAUAUUCCAACCAUAGUGGACAAAAUACGCAGUACAAUGAAGCACCGGUUAAACAAUAAAUACCAAAUAAUACUGCACUAAUACCACAGGCCUCCAAGCAGUUAACUAUACGUGUACAAGUCAAUGAAUAUACCGCUAUAUAUCCGCUGGAAUGAAACAACAAGAUAGCAACAACUGACAUCAUAGUAUGAAACAUUACAUGAAUAGUUUGUAACCACAUUUAUUGUAUAACUUUCAUUUUAUAACAAUUUUAUAGUUUAUUUGUAUUUUUGUACCUUGUAUUAUUAUCAUGUAAAAGUUGUCAAGCAUCUAGCUCCACUGUACCAUCACAUUGAAAUGCAGUUCAAUAGUAUGUGACUGUAGUAACCAUGUAUUUGCCUGAUGAUGGCUUGAAAAGCCGAAACAUGUAGCUAAGGUGAUAUUGCCCUAGACCGUUUCAUUGUUUUAUUACGACGGAUCCCAAUAAAGAAUUUUAUUAAAUGUG